Messenger RNA from Monoraphidium neglectum, 471 nucleotides. RefSeq lists its product as hypothetical. Lineage: Eukaryota; Viridiplantae; Chlorophyta; Chlorophyceae; Sphaeropleales; Selenastraceae. The transcript has 2 exons. The record is from RefSeq and is a predicted model, not a curated record. Bases 1 to 471 code for a protein of 156 amino acids.
AUGUACGGCUGGGCGCUGACGCUGCUGAGCAUGCUGCUGGGGGUGGGGAAGGACAUCAAGCAGCUGCGGCUGGCGCUGGACGGAAGCACUAAAAAGGGCGGCGGGCCAGCUCACUUGCUGGAGUUCUGGGGCCUCCCAAUGGCGAUCCGGGCGGUGCUGGCGCAAUGCUUGGACUCCGAGCCGACCAAAAGGCCCGCACCCUGGGAGGUGCUGCUGGACCCGGUGUUCUGCUUGGGGCGGGAGCAGAACGUGCUGGACGCAGAGCUGGCAGAGCACUGGUGGCGGGGCAACGAGCGCGCUGCGCUCACCUUUUUUAUCACCAGCUGCGUGAGGAGGCUGCGUGGGGCGGACGGCAAGGUGGACGCGCAGGCAUGUGAGGACGCGGCAAAGCAGUGCGCGGCAGCCAGCAUGGCUGAGCUGCGUGAGCGCGCUGAGGGGCUGCGGAAGGACUGGCAGGGCCCAGACCCUUGA